AAAUAUUAUGGACUUGUAUGGCUGUCAUAGCAACUGAUAAUAGAGAACUGCAUGCUGCAGAAGAAGCAUACGCUGCUAUUUGUAGAUUUGAUAAAGUAGAUUAUAUUAAAUAUAUCAAGAAUUUGCCUACUGCUACAGAGAGACAUGCAGAAAUGGCAUUACUGGCAGGGGAUGUGCCGAUGGCAGAAGGUAUAUUGUUACAAAGCAGUUUAAUUAAGGAGGCUAUACAUAUCAACAUCCAAAUUUAUAAUUGGAAUAGGUAAGUUAGAAAGUAACACAAGAUUUAAUUAUAAAAUAA
Messenger RNA from Temnothorax curvispinosus, 298 nucleotides. RefSeq names its product intraflagellar transport protein 80 homolog. The transcript is spliced from 2 exons. Lineage: Eukaryota; Metazoa; Arthropoda; Insecta; Hymenoptera; Formicidae. Gene Ontology annotation, biological process: cilium assembly. Bases 18 to 263 code for a protein of 81 amino acids. The record is from RefSeq and is a predicted model, not a curated record. Gene Ontology annotation, cellular component: cilium; intraciliary transport particle B; centrosome.